CGGCGCAUCCUCCCGCAGUUGCUCUCUGACCGCUGACGGGCGAGUACAGUCGCUCCCCGCCCUGUCCGUUCUGCCUGUACCAAUCAACUGUACUUAGUGGUGCUGGUCGUGUUCGCUCUUCGUGCUGCAUCCUCCCUUAAUUGUCAAAUAUGUCUCGUCUGAACGGCGUGAACGGCUUCAACGGGUGCGGGGAGCUGAACGGCACCUCUAACGGCUCUGGCUGCUGGACCAUCGGCCUCAUCAACGCCAAGGCCAAGUACCUCACCGCCGAGACCUUUGGCUUCAAGAUCAAUGCUAAUGGUGUGUCGCUCAAAAAGAAACAGUUGUGGACCUUGGAACCCGCCGAGAAAGAUCUCAUUGCCUUCAAGUCUCAUCUCGAUAAAUACAUCUCCGUCGACCAGUACGGGAACGUGACAUGUGAGAGUGAAGAGCGGGACAUGUCGUGCAUGUUUGAGGUGUCGGUGACGGACGACGAACAUGGCCGCUGGGCUCUGCGUAACGUCACCCGAGGCUACUUCCUGGGCGCCGGAGGUGACAAGCUUAUCUGCAGCGCCAAGGUGCCCACCGACGCAGAGCUCUGGAGUAUCCACCUCGCUGCCAGGCCACAGGUAAACCUGCGGUCGCUAGGCCGCAAGCGGUACGCCCAUCUGAACGAGGAGGGUACAGAGAUUGAGGUGGACGCUAAUGUACCGUGGGGCGAGGACACACUCUUCACUCUAGAGUUCAGAGAUAAUAAGUACGCCAUCCACACCACUAACAACAAGUACUUGGCCAUGGACGGCAAGCUGGUGGCAAACUGCAGCCGGGAGUGUCUCUUCUGCCUCGAGUACCACCACGGCUCCCUCGCCCUCAGAGAUUACCAGGGUCAGUAUUUGAGUCCCAUCGGGUCCCGUGCUGUGCUCAAAACUCGCUCCAACACAGUCACUAAAGACGAGCUGUUUGCACUUGAAGACUCUCUCCCCCAAGCCUCCUUCGGUGCUCUCCUAAACGCCAGAUACGUCUCGGUCAAGCAGGGUGUUGACGUGACGGCCAACCAGGAGGAGAUCUCUGACCACGAGAAGUUCCAGCUGGAGUAUGACGGAGCCACCAAGAGGUGGUAUGUACGCACCAUGCAGGACAAGUACUGGACGCUAGAGGCCGGUGGCGGUAUUCAGGCUAAUGCCACUAAACCGACAUCCAAUGCACUCUUCAACUUCCAGUGGCAGCCAGAUGGGUCUGUUGCCUUCCAAGCAAACAAUGGAAAGUACAUUGCUACCAAGAAGUCGGGUCACUUGUUUGCCAAUGCCGAUUCUCCAGAUGAAGGAAGUGCUCGUUUCUACUUUUAUUUGAUAAACAGGCCAGUGUUGGUAUUAAAGUGUGAACAAGGCUUUGUAGGUUACAAGACAUCAAACAGUCUUAAAAUGGAAUCCAACAAGGCAAACUAUGAAACCAUCAAAGUAGAAAGAGGAGAGCAGGGUCAAGUCUUCUUCAGAGGUCAGCAAGGUGGGUACUGGCAUGCCUGCGGUGAUGGCAUCAUGGCUGAUUCAGAGGUUCCUGAAGGAUUUUUCAUAGAGCUUCGUGAGGCUACUCGAAUGUGUUUGAAGAAUUCUUCAGGUCAAUACAUUGUCACAGAAAAGAAUGGAGGGUUUAAGCUAGGUGACACUGAUCCUUCAAAUGCCACACUGUGGGAAUUUUAAGGUGUGAUUAUCCUAAUGGGUAAAAAGAAAACCAACUUGGGUAAAAACCCAUUAAACCCCAUUCUUAUCUUGCUGAGUUUCGAUACUUUAAAACGUGAAUCGAUCAUCGGCAACAAAUUUGUCUGUAAUAGUAAGGUUGUAGGUUAGGUAUGCUAAGAUACACCGAAAGUUACGAGCCAGAUUGGAGAUACCCCAUCCAAUAUUAUUAUUAAGUGUCCUGAAUGGUAUCGCUCACUAGUUAGUAAGAUGGAUUUUUUCAUUCAUUGAUGUGUAAGAGUUUCUUCAUUAUGGAAUGCCCAAUUAAUAUAUUAUUAAUUCAAUUUUUUUACUUGUAUUCCUAUUAACUAGUUUUUUUAUCACUUGAAAGUAUUGACAGUCGAAUAUUAGGUAGAAUGUGUAGUCUUAUUCAGUGUUUAAUGGAGGUCACUAUAAUAAUAGGAAAUACUCGGAUGAAAUAUAUACCCGUGGCAAAAAAACAUUUACAUAGCUUUUGCCAAACGUUAUUGGAGAUGUAUGUUCAUACAAUUAUCAUUGUGCACAACCAAAGUAUUUUCUUCUGUAUAAUUUUUGUACAAUUAGCUCUGCUGAUAGUGAUGCUGUAUGUAGAUACAAAAAUUUAUAUUGCUUCCACAUGUCUCUAGGCUAAGUCAGAUAACUUGUACUUAAUUCUACUUUUUUACCAUUUCUACUUGUGACUGUCAGUGUUGAUUUCUAAAAGUAAAGCGUAAGGAGACAAAUUAGAUGCAUAGAUAUUAACUUAAAUAUUAGUACUUUAUGAUUUUAUAAAUAAUUGCGAUAGAUCCACUCCAGCAUUAUACACAAGUUUGCCCAGUCAGUAACUUGGAAAAAAUUCUUGAUUAGUCAUUGGCUGCUGGUGGCCUGAUUUUUCAGAUUGAUUGUACAGGUGGAUCUUGGUUUAAUUGAUGUCCUGUUUAAUGUGAAUUUUUGUAUUGGUUAAAACUGGAUAUUGAACCGAAUCAUUUGCGAUAAGCCGCACAUUAGUGCCUGGUGUUAACGUGGCGUGUAACACGUCAUGGGUCAGUUACUUGAAAAAAUUUUCUGCUUGUGCUUUCACUAGCUUGGCACAGAUGUACAUUCUCACCUGUUAUUUUCCUGCUGCUUUGUUAACCAUGAGUUUUAAAUUUGCUCUUAAAAUUGAAAGUUCACUGUUCUUAAAUGCAAGGGCCUUUUUAUACAUUUAGGUUAACUUUGGUGCUCCUAAAGUUCAAUUGUGUAUGUGAACGUGAAAGAUUAUCGUGAAGUUUUACAAUAUACUAUCUGUUGUAUCUUGUGGAUUAUGCCCUAAAGGUAAUUCCAGCAGCCUCUUUGCUCUUGGUGUUAUACCCGCGGCUUCAGGCAGCGGUAACCAGCCAAUGCAUUUAUGGAAGGAGAACCCGGCCCAGGACAGCCCGAGGCUUGUCCUUCCUGUGGGAGCCCCAGCUGUGCCCACCUAUGCCAGUCUUACCCAUGCCCUCCUGCAUCUUGCACCGAUAAAAAUAUUUAAUCGAAAUAAGUGUAAAUGUAAGGAUUAGUUACAUAGUUGAAUAAGAUUUCUUGGCUUUCAUUUGUAAACCGUUCCAAAUAGCAUGUUUACUGCAUAUUGUAACUAUAGCUAGACAUAAGUAAAACUUUAAUAGUUUUUUAAUCCCAAUUUCUGUAUGACUCAUAAUGAGAACAUUGGGUAACUUGCUGGCAGCAGUAAUCUUGCUAUAAAAUGCCAAUGAAAGGUAUCACAGGGCAUUGUAAUUAUUUAAGUGCAUAUGUUUGCACAGCUGGUUGCUAAUGCCUCUGUUCCUUUUAAAUGUUCUUGUCAGUCGUAGUUAAUGCGUAUUAUUGUUUGAUAGCCCUUUGUAUUAUGUGCUUUAGAUAGGGCAAACAAUUUAUUUAUUGCAAUAUUGUAUAACAUAUCCUUAUAAACAGCUUCUUAAUAAAAUUAAGCAAUUA
Messenger RNA from Procambarus clarkii (red swamp crayfish), 3620 nucleotides. It is a transcript of the gene sn, whose product is annotated as fascin domain-containing protein singed. Lineage: Eukaryota; Metazoa; Arthropoda; Malacostraca; Decapoda; Cambaridae. The record is from RefSeq and is a predicted model, not a curated record. Gene Ontology annotation, molecular function: actin filament binding; protein-macromolecule adaptor activity. Gene Ontology annotation, cellular component: cytoplasm; actin cytoskeleton. Gene Ontology annotation, biological process: establishment or maintenance of cell polarity; actin filament bundle assembly; cell migration.